Molecule: messenger RNA, 1368 nt
Organism: Thermochaetoides thermophila DSM 1495
Lineage: Eukaryota; Fungi; Ascomycota; Sordariomycetes; Sordariales; Chaetomiaceae
Exons: 2
Coding region: 1-1368 (455 amino acids)
Biological process (GO): DNA replication-dependent chromatin assembly; CENP-A containing chromatin assembly
Cellular component (GO): nucleoplasm
Molecular function (GO): histone binding
Source: RefSeq, a predicted model, not a curated record
AUGGCGACACCAACGGCCCAGUCCGGCAACGCGACACCCGCAUGCGAGCUGGAUCCCGAAGAGACCAAAAAGAGCCUCAAUGUGUCACUUGCCGACCUCUGCGCCAAGGCGACCGCACUGUAUGCCAAAAAGAAGUAUGAAGAAGCUGCGGAAGUUUUUGCCCAGGCCGCUGAAAUGCAGGCUGAGAUGAAUGGAGAGAUGAACCCCGAGAACGCCGAGAUCCUGUUCCUUUACGGUCGCGCUCUCUUCAAAGUUGGCCAGGCCAAGAGCGACGUUUUGGGCGGAAAAGCUCCCGAUGCAAAGAAGCCAGUUUCGAAGGCCAAGCCCGAGAAGCAGACAGGGUCAUAUGCUGCCGCGGAGAGCAGCAAAGCAGCAGAGAAGAAGCAGAACGGCGGCUCUGCUACUGCAGAGGUUCCAGCAGCUAAGAAGGGGCUUUUCCAGUUUGAGGGUGAUCAAGACUUCGAUGACUCCGAAGAAGACGAAGAGGAAGGUGACGAGGAGGAGGAAGAGGAGGAGGAUGACCUUGCCGUCGCCUUUGAGGUUCUUGACCUGGCGCGCGUACUGCUCAACAAGAAGCUCGAGGCUCUCCAGGCCGAGCAAGCAACAAAAGAAAUAGAAGCCCAGGAGCAAGCAGGCAAGGGCAAGGAAGUGGCCGUUGAGAUCACAGAAACCCCCGGUGAGACUCUGGCGUCGGAGCCGGCCACAAUUAGGCAUAUCAAGGAGCGCCUCGCGGAUACACACGACCUCCUGGCUGAAAUUUCGCUCGAGAAUGAAAGGUAUCAUAAUGCGAUUACCGACUCGCGCGCCUCGCUGAAGUACAAGCAAGAGCUCUACCCCUUUGAAUCCGAGAUCAUUGCCGAGGCGCACUUCAAGCUGUCCCUUGCCCUCGAGUUCGCCUCGGUGACUAAGAACCCCGACGACGAAGCGUCUUCUUCCAGCGCAGCCGUCCAGAAACAAGGCUACGACCCUGCGCUCCGCGCUGAGGCAGCUGCCGAACUCGAGAAGGCCAUCGAGAGCACCAAGCUCAAGCUCCAGAACAAGGAGGUCGAGCUGGCGACGCUGCAUAACCCGGAAGACAAUGAGACCACCCGGCGCCAGAUCGCCGAUGUGAAGGAGGUGUUGGCUGAUAUGGAACAGCGCCUGAUCGAUUUGAAGAAACCCCCGAUCGAUCUUAAUGCUGCGCUAGGCAUGCCUCCUGCCGGCUCAUCCUCAUCGGUCACCAAGGUGUCAGAGGACGUGGCCAAGAAUGCAACGGACCUCACUGGAUUGGUAAGGAAGAAGAACAAGCGCAAGGCCGAGGAACCGGAAGAAACAGUGGCAGCUGCUGAAGGGAUUGAGGCCAAGAAGCCGAGGGAAGAGGCGAGCUGA